This is a messenger RNA of Gastrolobium bilobum, 1530 nucleotides long. RefSeq lists its product as uncharacterized. The record is from RefSeq and is a predicted model, not a curated record. Lineage: Eukaryota; Viridiplantae; Streptophyta; Magnoliopsida; Fabales; Fabaceae. Bases 362 to 1063 code for a protein of 233 amino acids. The transcript has 7 exons.
CCAAGUGGGCAGUGAGUUGCAGAAAAUCUUAAUUCCUUAAAAGGCAACCUCUUUUUUAUUUAUAUUUUUUAAUUUUCCAUUUUAAUUUCAAUUCCAUCGUCAAUCAAAAACCCUCUCUCUUAUCUCUCUCCAACCCCAUCAUUUGCUUCCUUCACUCUUACGUCUAUCGCUUUCAAUCUCACUCUCUCUAUUUGUUUUUGGUUUUUUUUUUUUUCCCCUUUCAUUUUUCAUUUUGGUAGCUGGCGGCGAUAAUUGGCGGGAACCAACCGUCAAUUCCGAUACCCCUUUAAUCGGAUUCGGUCAGAAAGCUUGGAAAGUUUGCAGCUUGGGAUAUUUGGAGAAGUGGGGGUUAUCGUUAUCGAUGGCGAACCCUUCUGGGAACCAUCAAGAGCAUACUCAUGCUCACGUGUCGUCUUCGUUCAACGGGAAUUCGGCUCCUGAAACUUCAGGUGCUGCUCUUGCCAUGAAGCACAACCCUGGGAUUUCCCUCGAUUGGACCGCUGAAGAGCAAGCCAUUCUUGAAGAUGGGCUCUCCAAGUAUGCCUCAGAAUCUAACAUAGUACGCUAUGCCAAGAUAGCCCUACUACUACAGAAUAAGACGGUCCGGGAUGUAGCACUGCGAGUCAGGUGGAUGAAUAAGAAAGAAAAUAGCAAGAGAAGGAAGGAUGACCAUAAUUUAUCGCGGAAAAGUAAAGAUAAAAAGGAAAGGGUUUCUGAUCCUGCGGCAAAGUCAUCUCACUUUGCUACUCGGUCCAACGUUCCCCCUUAUGCUCCGCCGAUGAUUACAAUGGACAAUGAUGAUGGCAUCCCUUAUACAGCAAUUGGCGGUCCCACUGGUGAACUAUUGGAGCAAAAUGCACAGGCCUUGAAUCAAAUCUCAACAAAUCUUUCUGCUUUGCAGAUACAGGAAAACAUCAAUCUUCUCUGCCAGGCUAGAGAUAACAUCCUUAAAAUUAUGAAUGAUUUGAAUGAUUCACCAGAGGUGAUGAAGCAAAUGCCGCCUCUUCCGGUGAAGGUGAAUGAUGAGCUAGCCAAUGCCAUACUUCCAAGAACAACACAAUGAUGAUGGUGUUUAUUCAUCGUUAACUGGGCUUGGGACUCAGUAUAUUCUGCCUCUGAUCAGGAGAAUAACUGCCAAUCAAGUCGACCCAAUAUUUACUUUUGGAAAAAAAGAAGAAAGGAUGAAUAAUUGCUGAUAAUCAUCAAGUUGAAUUAGUCUUCAUAAUUUUUGUUUUUCGAAUGUUGGUUUUCCUGCUCUUGUUCUCUUGUUGGCUCUAACUUAUUUGUACCGUAGGAAUUGUUUAGUAUUCUUGGUAUUAAUUGAGUUAAAUUUAGGCAAUGAGAGCAAUAAGUUGUAGUAUAAUUUUAUGUGUCGUCACUGUUAAUUUUGUUUGUUCAUUUCAUUAUGCAUAUUGUAUUAAAUGGUAGAUAUUCUUACCAUGUUUGUUUCCCACCUAUCCAUCAAUUGUAAGUGGAUUGUGUUGUGGCACCGUUAUGCACUUUCCAUCCCGGUAUAAAUGUAAUAAUCUA